CCUGUGAAAAACCAUUAUCAGAAUAUUACGGCAUUUCUCAAAUUAAAUGGGAUAGAGACGGCCGUGGUCCUGGUUUAAAUAUUAGUGAAGAUGGUUAUACAAUUAGUGCGCCUCUAAAUAUAACUAAGCAUCAAAAUGUAAGAACAAAUUGUCUCAUGCGUAAUGGAACUCAUGAAUUUCAUGUUCUAAUCGAAAAAAGUUGUGGUUGCGCUUGGGUGGGCAUCUGUGACGAAGGUCUCGAUUUUUCUAAUUUUGCAGGAUUUCAACUACAUGGAUGGGUUUUGGGCUCGGGUGGGUUCUACUACCAUAAUAGUCAAUCUACGAAUGUUCCAGGCUUCAUACAGGAUAAUGUGAAAAUUACUGUGCACCUAAACAUGGAUAGUAAGACGGUCACAUUUUCAGUUAACGGUGUGAGAUAUCCACCAGUUCCAUCAUGGACUAAUCUCCCAUCAAACCUUUAUUUUGUCGCCUCACUCUGCUAUCCAGGAAGAUUUAGGAUUUUAGCAUCAGAGGAUUAA
Molecule: messenger RNA, 518 nt
Organism: Acaulospora morrowiae
Lineage: Eukaryota; Fungi; Glomeromycota; Glomeromycetes; Diversisporales; Acaulosporaceae
Source: the annotation of a GenBank genome assembly